Spodoptera littoralis (African cotton leafworm) is the source of this 1453-nucleotide messenger RNA. Lineage: Eukaryota; Metazoa; Arthropoda; Insecta; Lepidoptera; Noctuidae. The record is from the annotation of a GenBank genome assembly.
GAAAAAAGUUGGAUGGUUGUCUAGAACGGAAAUCCGCCUUGGCGGACGGAAGUCGCGAUCCGCCAUUUUGAUUACGCUCAACACUACUUCAAAUUCAAGUCAUUCGAGCGUUUGCAAUUUGCGACUUGCGAGUCGUAAAUUAAUGGCCGCCGGUACCGACGCUAUUCGGCCGCCUUGUUGAGUUGUGUUUUCUUAUUUGAGUACAAAAGCUUGAAGUUUAUAACUUUAGGUUCCAUUUACUGCAUUACCGUUUUAACAGAUAAUUUAGAUAUAAAAAUAUGGAUGGGCCGCCAAACCGUGGCUUUCGUGGUGGUGGCCGUGGAGGACCACCGGGUUUAAAUCAAAGAGGAAGAGGCGGAUUUGAUAUGCGUGGACGGGGCGGUCCAGGCAUGCGGGGUAGAGGUGGUCCACCACGAGGCCUCCCGUUCCGUGGCGGACCGCGCGGUUUCCGAGGCGGUCCCAUGCGAGGUGGCGGCGGCGAUAGAGGUGGCCGUUUUCCUCCAGGUCCUCAGGGCCCAGGACCACACCCAGUUCCCACCAUCGAAUCGCGUGGAGCGCCGCCUCAACGACGAGGAGGCCGCGGAGGUCAUGGGAUGCCACCAGGGGGCCCUCCUGGCGGCCCGGGUGGUCCACACCCAGGUCCAGGCCCUGUAGGCCCGCGCCCUGCACCUCCCCAUGCUGCUGUAUCUGCACCGCCCAUACAGCCUCAACCAGCACAACCCUUCAAGAGAGGUGGUGGUCCACCUCAUGGUGGACCUGGAGGACCAGGUGGUCCACCUAAAAGGCCAAGAUUUGAUGGACCUCGUGGUGGUGGUCGUCCGCCACCUCAAGGUGGAUAUCAGCAGGUUGCUCCUCCACACAAUGCACCCCAACCAGCCAAUGGCUAUGGACCAUCGCACACUGGUUAUCAGCCUUACGAGCCACCAGCAGCUGAUCCUUAUACUCAGCCAUCAUAUAACACACCCAGUUCUUAUCAAGGCAACAGCUACUCAACACCAGCCCCUGCACAAACAAGUUCUGGUUAUAAUUCCAGUAGCUAUGGCUCAGGUUAUGGAUACUCGACAGGUGGCCAAGGUGGUUAUGAAAAUGAGGGGGCAUACAGUGGAGGUGGGGCUGGUGGAGCCGGUGACGCCGGUUAUGGCGGUGCUGAACCUGCGUACGGUGGGCAGGCACCUGCUUAUGACUCCUAUUCUCAGCCCUCUUACAACUCCUACCAACAACCACAACCACAGUACAACAAUAACUACGGUUUGGGAUGAAAUUUAUUGACACAUUUGAUCAAUGAAAUUGAUAUUAAUAAUGUUGAAGAAACAACAGCUCACUGUCUGAAGAAAAACUUAUCUUCGUAUUCAGAUGGAGUUUCCGGUGAUAAAGAAGACGACAAGGUGGCAUAAAUUGUGAUAUUUUACAAGAAUUAUAUUAUUAUUUUUACUAUUAUGUGCUCUUUUAUUUA